Molecule: messenger RNA, 723 nt
Organism: Anopheles bellator
Lineage: Eukaryota; Metazoa; Arthropoda; Insecta; Diptera; Culicidae
Exons: 3
Coding region: 1-723 (240 amino acids)
Source: RefSeq, a predicted model, not a curated record
AUGGCCAAAGUUACAUCUUCUGCCGUUUGGUGUGGCUGCCUAUUAGUGUUGCUCCCGGUGUACCAUGUCGCGGCUGCAGGCAAAUCGGAUACCAAACCAGAAGAAAGCCUAUUCGAGCAGGAUCUGGGCGAUCAGUUCAAGAUCGACGCAUCGACGCAGGGUGUGCAGAAGGUGAACCUGCGAUGCGGCGCCGAUUCGAUGCGCAUCGAGCUCAAGACGGAGGAGGACUUCCAGGGCGUGAUGUAUACGCGGGGCAGCUACUACAAGCAGACGAAACCGUGCUUCGUUAAACCGGAGCGGGCGGCCCGAACGCUCGAGAUGAAGUUCAACCUCGACCAGUGCCAAACGGUCAACACCGGGGAGGUGUAUUCGAACAUCGUGGUCGUCCAGCACGAUCCAGACAUCGUGACGCCCGGAGACGCAGCGUUCGCCGUCGAGUGUGACUUCCGGAAGCCACGAGGCGUUACCGUGAGCUCCGAGAUUCAGGCUCGCGAUAGUGACAGUGACGGACCCGCGUCGCGCAUUACACUCACCAGUCCGGAUCCGUCGGUUAACACACAGCCCCCGACCGAGUACAACUCGGUGCACAGCGAAUCGGGCACGGUGACGUUUGUGCCGAGUCGCUUCCGGAACGGCACGACGAUGCCGGAGCAGCGUGUCCGGGGCACGGUUGAAACGGUCGAAAUUCCACACUCCACACCGCAGCUUCGCGAGGAGCUGUGA